Molecule: messenger RNA, 3101 nt
Organism: Pygocentrus nattereri (red-bellied piranha)
Lineage: Eukaryota; Metazoa; Chordata; Actinopteri; Characiformes; Serrasalmidae
Gene: jazf1b
Product: JAZF zinc finger 1b
Exons: 5
Coding region: 32-763 (243 amino acids)
Cellular component (GO): nucleus
Source: RefSeq, a predicted model, not a curated record
CCCCCGCUUGUCGUUCAAUGUAGCGAAGAUCAUGACAGGCAUCGCUGCCGCCUCCUUCUUCUCCAACACUUGCCGAUUCGGAGGCUGCGGGCUGCACUUCGAGUCCCUGGCCGAACUCAUCGUGCACAUCGAGGAUAAUCACAUCGACACGGACCCUCGUGUGCUGGAGAAACAGGAGCUGCAGCAGCCUACAUAUGUAGCCCUCAGCUACAUCAACAGGUUCAUGACGGAUGCAGCAAGGAGAGAGCAUGAGUCUUUGAAGAAGAAAGUCCAGCCGAAGUUGUCCUUGUCUCUGACAGGCAGCCUAGCACGAAACAAUGUAUCCACGCCCCCCCGAAACAACAGCGGCAACCUCACUCCACCUGUGACCCCGCCCAUCACACCCUCUUCCUCAUUCAGGAGCAGUACUCCUACAGGUAGUGAGUACGAUGAGGAGGAAGCAGACUAUGAGGAGUCAGACAGUGAUGAAUCCUGGACCACCGAAAGUGCCAUUAGCUCCGAGUCCAUCCUAAGCUCCAUGUGCAUGAAUGGAGGCGACGAGAAACCCUUUGCCUGCCCCGUUCCUGGCUGCAAAAAGAGAUACAAGAAUGUGAAUGGUAUUAAGUACCAUGCCAAGAACGGCCAUCGCACUCAGAUCCGUGUGCGUAAGCCCUUUAAGUGCCGUUGUGGGAAGAGCUACAAGAGCUCGCAGGGUCUCCGCCACCACACCAUCAACUUCCACCCACCCGUCUCAGCUGACAUCAUCCGCAAGAUGCAGCAGUAGAGCGGGCCUCUGUGCCAACAAAUUCUCACACACCUUAUUGCACACUCACUCACCAUCACCAGGAGCUGUUGCUGUGUCUAAUAAUUCUGACCUCCUACUUGAGGAAGUUCUCUAUGCUCUCAUUCCUUAUCUCCAUUUUACUCUUCCACAAGGAAGACUCUGUCCCUUCUUUCCACCCCUCCAUGAGGAAUCCUGUACCCUUUCAUUUAACUCUUCCAUGAGGAAGACUCCCUCUAUCUGCCCAUCGUUUCAUACUUCCAUUAGGAGGUUCUCUUUAUCCCUCUCUCAUUCCAUCUCUUCAUGAAGAGGACAUUUUUUAUGCCCCUUUUAAUUCCACGCCUCUUCAAGGAGCAUCUGUGUUCUUAUUACACUACACUUUUAAAUGCAUGCAUUUUUUUCCAUUAUUUGUAUCCUGUUAUCUGUUCUCUGCCUAUCUGAGAUGAUGUAUCGUAUUAGAGUUCACAGUUUUGUACUUUUGCACAUUCAACUAUCAUUCUUUUUUUGUCUUGUAUUACUAUUGACAUAAGGUGCUUAUUGUAAAAUAAUUAUGGUAUGCUUGGAGAGGAUGGCUUGGUGUCAUUGUGGGAGGAGGUCCCAAAAGUUGUUGUCACUAGAGGUGGUGCAUUAUGUGUAGAAGCUUCAGAGUCAAAGCCAGGCUGUCAGAACUCAUCAAUCCUGACCACAACUCUGGUGCUUUUUGCCAUGGCUCCUAAGAUUCUCUGAAGUUCUUGGAUACUCAUAGAGGAAGGGCAAAGAAAGCCUGAAUGUUAAUGUUUCAACUACCCAAUACUUAUAUAAGUGACAUUUUUAGUUAUAGAUUGUAUAUAAAUUAUAUAUAGACUUUCAUAUUCAGAUAUUAAAUCUAUGCUUUAUUCCCAAGUUUUUUUUUUUUUUUUACAUUUCCAUUUAAAAACCUAUACCAAGCAAGAUAUUGAGUAUAAAAAUUCAUUUUGGGAAUGUUUUGGCCCGUUUCUGUUAUCCUUGGGCAGGUCCUGUUUCCACACCUAAUAACAACCCUCUCAGGUGAAAAAUUGCCAGCAUUUGAGAACCAUUAACCUGCCCACGUACUCCGACGCCAUUUUUUAAGUCAACUGUUACGGUUUCCAGGCCGGCUGUGGCUGGUGUGUUCUAGAAUCUCUGGAGCCUUCUAGAACUCCACAGCUGAAUUAAUUGCCUGGCAAAAUAACUAAAGCACUUUGUAGUGACUAGUUGCCAACAGAGUUUGGAGGUUUCCAUUGCCAAUAAUUCAGGGGUUGUAGAGUCCAACCUGCAAGUGACAGAGUAAAGUUUAAAGACUAGCAUGCCACUCUGGGGGUCGGAAUACCUGUAGGAGUUUUGUCUUUCCACCCAAGAGAAUUGAUUUUUAUUUUUAUUAGACUCCCAAAGUGCAAGUUGGUUGCAAUUAUCAAGACUGGUUGCCUUGAAUUGUGGUAGACCACAGCAUUCCAGUACAGUAGACUUGUUUAACUUCAUGUGUAGCCAGGUGUUGGUAUGAUGAAUUGAUCCAGAUGUGUUUAUCCUCUGACUCUGGCUGACCUCUGGUGUAAUUUGAGUGGCCUUCUGGAUGGACUUGUGCCCAUAUAAACAAGUAAAUUAAUACAGUUCUUGAUAGUGGAGCAGUCGUCCAUUAGUGUGAUCUCAGUGCUGUGUUUUUUGGAGCAACAGAGUUUUGAUUUUGUAGGAGUUAUCAACUGAUUGGGGUAACUCAGGGAAACCCAACCCUAGUGCUGGAGCUUCAAUUUUUCUGCCUGUAAACUGCAGAACAGUUUGUCUUCAGGAGCAAGGUUACCAAACAUCUCAGAGUAAUGAUGAUGAUCUCAGCUCAGUUUUUGCUUUUGCAUUUUAUUAAAUGCAGUUACAUCAAGAGGUGGCCUGAUCCUAAGCAGUAGUUCUGUUCUGGGAGGACUGAUUAAAUAUUUGCUGCAUUUCUCAAGGAAAAGGCAAAAAAGACAUUAACGAAGAAUCCAGAGAGCAGCCAGAUCAUGGACCUGCCAAUCACCCAUCAUGACAUCACUGCAUGGACGUCACUGUUGUAAUGGAACUGCAUUAUCUGUUUAGAUGAACAUUGUGACAGUAUUAUACUGCCGGUCUGGAGGGAAGUAUUUGACAUGUUGUGCAUAGUUUAUGUAUUAUGUCUCUGUGUAAGUGCAUUAAAUUAUAUUUUCGUAUGUUUCUGGAGAAAGGUGUUCCUACGUGUAAUGAAGCUGACAACAGAGGUUGUUUUAAAAUUGGUAACCUUCAACAAAAGUAGGAAAAAACUGACAAAAAAAAGAGCUGCUCCAUCAAUGUAAACUUGGUUCCAAUUUAAAUAAUAAAUUGCCUCUGAUGUGUUUGGAGA